Molecule: messenger RNA, 724 nt
Organism: Penaeus indicus
Lineage: Eukaryota; Metazoa; Arthropoda; Malacostraca; Decapoda; Penaeidae
Exons: 4
Source: RefSeq, a predicted model, not a curated record
ACAGUCGCUGAUGCCAUCACGACGUCCAUCAUUUCCAAUCGGUAUCUGGUGGAGGCGACGGAGAUGCCGUGGUCGAUGAGCGUCGAUUUCACGGACAUCGCGAGCGUCCAUGUCCUUAUCUUGAAGGACGUAGCAGAGGCCUACAGCGAACCAGGAGCCGUGUCGAGGUGGUGGGUCGACCUGUCUCGCGAACUCACCCACUACAUCGAGUACGGGACUUACCUCCAAGCCGAGACUAUGGCUUGGAGGGACACCAAGAUCGAGUGCUUCUUCGACGAGGCGAGCGGAGGGUGCCUGGCCUUCGAGUGGAUGGGGAUCGAUUGCUACGAUGAAUAUGUGAUUAAGGACCACGUCUCCGGCUACCAGGAAAAGUGCAACCAGCUCCACCCCGACAGGCCCGAAGAAGGUUCUUGCGUGAGUUUCUGUCCUCUGUACCAGCGCCACGUCGACCAGGACUCCGCCCGCUGGAUCCAUAACAACAUGGGCGUCGUCGUGGAGGAAUGGGCGGCACUGAAGCUCCAGGCGGACGGGAUGGCCCAGCAGGCGUCCAGGUACUACAAUCCGCGUACAAAGGACAGUCAGUAAUGAUUUCGAAAUUUUGAAACAUGAAGAAGUUGACCAAAAAAAAAAAAAAAAAAAAAAAAAAAAAAUGAUCCUCUCAAAGACCAAGACGAAAAAUGAUGUCAAUUUUUCAAUGAUUUCAAAAAGACACUCAAAGUUGAAA